UUGCGAGGUGGAUUGAACUACUGCAGGAAUACGACUUUGAGAUCGAACAUCGAAGCGGGGAAAUCUCAUGGCAACGUAGAUGCAUUGUCAAGAAGACCUUGUCCUGAAGAUUGCAAACAUUGUACUAGGCAAGAGAGUAAGGAAGUGGUAUCCGUGGGGAUGCUCAGGGCAGACCACCUCAGCAACGAGUGGAAGGACAGCUUACAACGUGCACAGCAGGAAGAUCCGGAUAUCAAGCCGAUUCUGGAAUGGAUGAAGGCCAGUGCUCCCAAGCCCAAGUGGAGCGACGUCUCAGCGAUGAGUUCAACCACUAAAAGCUUUUGGGCCCAGUGGGACAGCUGCUGCUUCAGGAUGGAGUUUUGUGCCGUAAAUGGGAAAAUGUUCGGGGAGACAGCUGUCAUUUGCAAAUGGUUGUCCCUAAAGCUAAGGUACCGGAUGUUCUACAGCUGUACCAUAAUGAUUAUUCAGGAGGCCAUCUGGGAGUUAAAUGAACUCUACUGA
Messenger RNA from Parnassius apollo (apollo), 501 nucleotides. Lineage: Eukaryota; Metazoa; Arthropoda; Insecta; Lepidoptera; Papilionidae. The record is from the annotation of a GenBank genome assembly.